UUAUGUUUUACUAACAUGUAUGUUAUUAAAUACCACAGACUCCUCCACUGCCUCCAUCAAUGCCUCCACCACUUCCUCAACCACUGCGAGUCCCUACUACCCUCCCUCCGAGCCCCGCAACUCGCAGCCAGCCCUCCCACCACUCAGUGUGACCCAGCAAAACGAUUGGGGCGCCCUCGAAAGAAAGUCGACUCGUAUGAUGAGGCAAGACCUGGAGCAUCAAAAAGAGCACGAGUGGAAAAUGAAGAUAGUUCCAUUAGUAGAAAAGAAAAAUCGUUGGUUUCUACCAUAGUGGUUGUAGAUGAUGGUAUGUCAGAAGGCUUACACAUGACUACUAGCCAAGUUCAUGCAUUAGGUGCUUUAGUGGCAUGCCGAGAGUGUGGAGAAGCUGUGAGAAUAGGGGUUAGGCCAACGACAAAAGGCAUGAUAUCAGAAUUCACUGUAUCAUGUACUGUAUGUGAGGAUAACAAAUCUACAAAUACUCCUAAUUUAAUCCGUGAAAGGAAGAGAAAACGUGAAAAAAAGGAUGCAAUGCUUCAGAAGACAGAAAACAUUAAUUAUGCUCAUGUUGCUGCAUUUUUAGAUAAUGGUCUUGGCUACAGUGGGUUGCGUCACUAUUGUAAGUAUUUCAAUGCUAGAUGUUUAAACGAGGCAACCUUUAUUGUGUAUGCACGACAAGUGAUUAGUGAUGUUGUGGCUGACACGGAGGAUAGCUUGUUGUAUGGUACUGGGAUUGUUAGAGAAGUGUUCAAGAGCCAGUUAGAGACUGAUGGGCUUAUUGAUCUUACAGUUUCCUUUACAACCACUUAUCAUCAGUGGGGUAGUGAUUUCUGCCUUGUUGCUGGUGCUGUGAUAGAAUUAACAACAGGCCUUGUCCUAGACUAUGAUGUUGCUAACAUGUAUUGUCAUGUUUGCAAAAUAAAUGCCAAAAAAAUUGUCUCCAUGACACCAGCAGAAAUGACAGACUGGUUUAACAAGCACCAGGACACAUGUGAAAUCAGAGAGUGGUGUGAUGAGUUAGAUCAUGAUGCUGAGGAAGGAAUCAGAGAGAUAGAACCAAAGUAUUUGGAAUGCUUCAUAGCCAAAAAGAUAUGGUCACGUUCUGUUGAAAAGUAUGGCUUCAGAUAUACUACUCUUAUACAUGAAAGUGAUGAUAAAAUACAUGAAGAACUAUCUAGGGCAAAUGUCUAUGAGGAUAUUCCAAUUCUUAUUGAUAGCAAUACUUCUUGUUUCAGCAGAAGAAAGAGUGAACAUGCACGAACAUCUUUUCAAACAAAAUUAAAAGCAAAGUGUCCACGUGAAAGAGUGCAGACCAAAGACAGAAUCAUGUAUGUUUAUGCUAUGUCCAUUCCUGAAUACAACAAAUUUGCCAUUUCCUCAAAUAUUAAGCUAAGGCAGUUAGUAAAAGAACUAGAGGCUGGUUCAGAGGAACCUUCUAUGAUACUAGGUCAGCCAGUUGAAGACAUGGAAGUUCUGCAUUUAGAUGAUGUGAAGGAUAUAAAACUUUCAGAGGCAAAUGGACAGCGGGAAACUAACGAAAACACAGGAAAUGAGGAAGAGGAAGGAGAUGAACCAGAUGAUGCAGAACAAGAUUAUGACCAAGAUGCUGAUGAUCCAGAGGUGGCAGUGGGUGAAGAAGUGGGUGAAGAAUUUGAAAGACAGUUAGAGGAAGAAGAGCUGGAAGUUGAGAGGACAGAAGUAGUACUGGAAGAAAGUAUAGAAAUGCAGGAAGCAUCCAAAAAAAAUACAGAAAAAAACACUAUUAAUAAUAGCACAGUCACGGAUGAAAAGGAUAAAAAGUCAGUAGAUAGUAAUUUAAAAGAAGAACAGUGAUAAAUACCAAAUGUUAUUGUUGGGCAUGCCUUUCCUUAUUUUCUGUAUUAAUCAAGGGGAAGUGCUUAAUCCAUAGGGGUCAUAUAGUACCUGGGGAAUGGGAGGCUAUCAAGCUAGAUCCAAGGAAGGGGAGGAUAGUACCAGUUUCUUGGAUCAAGAACCCCUUGCUGGCAUCAAGAGAACUCCCUUGAGGGGCCUUUAUUCUUUAGAGGUCAAGGGUAGGUACAAUAAUGAAUUUUAUAUAUGAAGGCGCUCAUUCGGUAUAAAGUUUGAGCAUGGGUGCAGUCAAAGUAUGAAUUUCUAUAAUGUUAAUUUAUGAAAUUUAAUGCCAUUUUGAACAGUGUUAUUGCUGUGGGUUGUGUUACAAAUUUAUACUAUUUAGUAAAUUCUGUAUUAGUUGUAAAUUGGAAGUUUAUAUGUUUUAUGCCUAUAUCUUUUCUUCAGUUGGUGUUUUCUAAUUACUGUAUAUCAGCUGGCUGUGUGAUAUCCAGUAUACAAACACAUUCCUAACUUUUAUCUUAGCAUUGGUUGACUUUUUUAUACUUUUAAUAGUGAAAAUUGAGAAUAGUAACUGAAAUCAGACAACCAUCACAAUUUUAAUGGGUUUUGCUUGCUAUAAACGGUGGUUCAUACACCAGUAAAAUUCUUUCCUCCCUCUCUGAUCCUUUUCCUCUGGCAGUAUACUGUAUAUUAAGUUUUAUUGUAUACAUUAAUUGUAUAUCUGGUGUUGCUUGUAUUAAAAAAGUUAAUUUGAAGUACGUACUGUUCUUUUGACUUCUUUCUUUGAAAAUGAUAAUUUUAUCUACUGUAUCUUUAAUUUGGUAUUUAACCCUUAAACUGUCCAAAUGUAGAUCUACGUUUGCACCGCUAGCUCUCCGAACAUAGAUCUACAUAUUUUUACGUUUGAAAGUGUGUAAAAAAAAUGUAGAUCUACAUUUGGAGCGCUAGCAGUGCGAAUGUAGAUCUACGUUUGGACAGUUUAAGGCUUAAGGAGCAGGUGGCAGUGAAGGUUAUGGAGUGUCAAUACUUUGUAUAACUGAUAUGUGCAGAGAUUUAUAUGCAGUACUAAUUGUUAUGUAGUUAACAUUUACUCCAUGAUUCACAGGUGGUGUAUUUGCAUCACAUAUUAUAUAAUCACUACUUGUACAACAGCAAAUAUCUUUUAGGGAAUAAAGUUUCAUAUGAA
Molecule: messenger RNA, 3019 nt
Organism: Cherax quadricarinatus
Lineage: Eukaryota; Metazoa; Arthropoda; Malacostraca; Decapoda; Parastacidae
Source: RefSeq, a predicted model, not a curated record